AUGGCGUUCCUCUGGCGCAAUCGGCCACGGCCGCCCUCGGAUGUUGUCAGAACAAUCAAGGAGCUGCUGAUGAGACUGGGUGAAGCGCCAACUGCUCCCAAGAUUGAAGACGAAUUGGCCAAGCAACUUUCGCAAAUGAAAGUGAUCGUGCAAGGGACUCAAGAGAUGGAAACAGCGCCAGAUCAAGUACAUGCACUCGUGCAAGCAACCGUUCAGGAAGAUCUACUAUACGACCUGGCCCGCAACCUUCGUCAUCUCCCCUUCCAAGCCCGGAAAGAUACGCAAACCAUAUUCUCCCAUAUCCUUCGUUUCAAACCCGCACAAGGCAACCAUGGCGACCCGCCUGUUAUCUCGUAUAUUGUUCAUAACCGUCCGGAAAUCAUUGUCGAGCUCUGUCGAGGCUACGACUCGCCAGAAAGCACGAUGCCAUGUGGCGCCAUUCUAAGAGAGGCACUCAAGUUCGACGUGUGCGCCGCCAUCAUCCUGUACGAUCAGUCGACCGAGGGUCAACCGGCAAUCCGACUGACCCAGGUCAAUCCGGAUGUCCCUCAGAAAGGCAAUGGCAUUUUCUGGAGGUUCUUCCACUGGAUCGACAAGAGCAGCUUCGAAGUGAGCGCCGAUUCCUUUACAACCUUCAGGGACAUUCUCACCCGUCACAAGAGUCUCGUAACUUCAUACCUGACCGUUAACUUCGAUCUCGUCUUCUCCCGUUUCAAUGCGCUCAUCCAAUCAAGCUCAUACGUUACGAAGCGGCAGAGCAUUAAACUUCUCGGAGAAAUCCUGCUCGACCGCGCCAACUACAGCGUGAUGAUGGCCUACGUGGACAGCGGAGAAAAUCUGAAACUAUGUAUGCAGUUGCUGAAAGACGAUCGCAAGAUGAUCCAAUAUGAGGGAUUUCACGUCUUCAAGGUAUUUGUUGCCAAUCCCAACAAAUCCGUGGCGGUGCAGCGCAUUCUAAUCAACAACCGGGAGCGUUUGCUCAAAUUCCUUCCCAAAUUCCUUAUGGAUCGCACGGAUGAUGAUCAGUUCACCGACGAGAAGAGUUUCCUGGUUCGCCAGAUCGAACUGCUCCCCCAGGAGCCCGUUGAGCCCACACGCUCCGCGCGUGAGCCGUCGCGAUCACGAGUCAACACCGCCACGGCCUAA
Molecule: messenger RNA, 1146 nt
Organism: Aspergillus clavatus NRRL 1
Lineage: Eukaryota; Fungi; Ascomycota; Eurotiomycetes; Eurotiales; Aspergillaceae
Product: Mo25 family protein
Exons: 5
Coding region: 1-1146 (381 amino acids)
Biological process (GO): intracellular signal transduction
Molecular function (GO): protein serine/threonine kinase activator activity
Source: RefSeq, a predicted model, not a curated record